Molecule: messenger RNA, 3261 nt
Organism: Penicillium canariense
Lineage: Eukaryota; Fungi; Ascomycota; Eurotiomycetes; Eurotiales; Aspergillaceae
Product: tetratricopeptide repeat protein
Exons: 4
Coding region: 1-3261 (1086 amino acids)
Cellular component (GO): kinesin complex
Molecular function (GO): protein binding
Source: RefSeq, a predicted model, not a curated record
AUGGAAGUGAACAGGCUGUUCAAGAUAAGCGCCCUCGGGCUGACGAUGACUUCUAUAUCGUAUGGUCAUACCAACUCGGGUGUACAGGUGGGGAUCAAUCACGGCCCGAUUUAUCCUUCCGCAGAGAGACCGGAAACUCCACCUCGCCCUCUAUCAACCGUUCCGUUCCGUCGUGACCCAGACUUUAUUGAUCGGAGAUCGCUACUCGAUCAGAUAUCCGAAAAAGGGACUACCCCUGGGGCUCGGGUAGCGCUUGUUGGCCUUGGUGGUGUUGGAAAAUCUCAACUUGCGAUCGAAUACUGUUACCGAAUCCGAGAACAAUCGCCUGAGACAUGGGUUUUCUGGAUUCACGCAGGUAAUACCGCUCGUUUUGAGCAGAGCUGCUGGGAUAUCGCCGACCGAGUCAAGAUCCCUGGGCGGAGGAAUUCGGCGAAUAUAUUUAAAGUCAUUCACGACUGGCUUUCCGAUGAGAGACAUGGAAAAUGGGUUCUCAUUCUCGAUAAUGUGGAUGAUAGUCGUUUCCUCCACGAAGUUCCGCCGGUUGGCCAGGGCGGGCAACAGAGCGAUGGAACGUCCGGGCGACCACUCUCAACAUACCUCCCGAUUAGCCCCCAUGGGUCAAUGAUCGUAACAUCCCGAAGCAGAGGUGCAGCAUAUAGCAUCGUGGAUGACAGCGAUGUAAUUACGAUAGAGCCGAUGGACCCGUUACAAGCAACGAUUCUCUUCGAAAAGAAGCUAGGAUCGCAAGUAGAGAAGGAGAUUAUCCUUCAGCUAGCGACUGCACUUGAUUGUAUGCCACUUGCGAUAGUGCAAGCCGCAGCUUAUAUCAAGCAAAGAACACCACGGCUCUCGGUGCUACAAUAUCUCAAAGAAUAUCAGAAGAGCGACCGCCAAAAAACGAGCCUCCUAGCAUAUGACGGGGGACAGCUGCGUCGGGAUAGAGAAGCGAAGAACUCCAUCCUUAUUACCUGGCAAAUAUCAAUCGACCAUAUACAGCGAACCAAGCCGGCGGCAGCAGAUCUCCUGUCGCUUAUGAGUUUCUUCGAUCGCCAAGGCAUUCCUGGAACUUUGCUUCAACGUCGGGCAACGACGGGAGGCGACGACAAAAUAUCCGCCUUGGAGGACGAGGCAGUCUCCUCAUCUGGAACAGAAUCUCGCGUGGACGAUGAGUUUGAAGAGAAUAUCUUGGUAUUGAGAAAUUACUCGAUGAUCUCAACAAGUAUGGAUGGAGCGACAUUCGAAAUGCAUCGGCUGGUACAACUAGCUAUGCGGAAAUGGCUUGAGGCCCACGGACAACUCGAACACUGGAGGCGACGGUUUAUCGAGAUACUUUAUUGCGAAUUCCCGAAAGGCAAUUUCGAGGAUUGGGGGGCGUGCCAACCGCUCUUUACACAUGUGCAAUCUGCUGUCAUACAACCACCGGAUGAAGAAGAAAUACUGACAAAAUGGGCCGACCUACUUCAUAGAGCAGCAUGGUUUGCGAUCACAAAGGGAGAUGUUCUCGAGAGCGAGAAAAUCGCAAUAUUGGCUAUGAAGACAAGAGAGAGAUUGUUCGGGCCACAUGACGAGCAAACGAUUGAUAGUUAUGAAAUGGCCGGGCUAGCAUAUAGGCUAAACGGGAAAUGGAAGGACGCAGAAAUCUUGCAGUUGCGAGUGAUGAAAACCCGCAGGCAGGUGCUCGGGCUAGAGCAUCCCAAAACUCUGACCAGCAUGUCCAAUCUAGCUACAAUAUACCGGUACCAAGGACGGUGGAAAGAGGCUGAAGAUCUCCAGGUGCGGGUGAUGGAGACUAGUAGGCAGGUACUUGGGCCAGAGCAUCCCGACACUCUGAGUAGCAUGUCUAACCUGGCAUCAACAUACUGGAACCAAGGACGAUGGAAGGAGGCUGAAGAUCUCGAGAUACGGGUGAUGGAGACCCGUAAGCAGGUGCUCGGGCCAGAGCAUCCCGACACUCUAAGAAGCAUCGCCAACCUAGCAACAAUAUACUGGAACCAAGGACGAUGGAAGGAGGCUGAAGAUAUCGAGGUGCAGCUGAUAGAGACUAGCAGGCAGGUGCUCGGGCCAGAGCAUCCCGACACUCUAAGAAGCAUCGCCAACCUAGCAUCAACAUACUGGAACCAAGGACGAUGGAAGGAGGCUGAAGAUCUCUACGUACAGGUGAUAGAGGCUAGCAGGCAGGUGCUCGGGCCAGAGCAUCCUGACACUCUGAGUAGCAUAGCCAACCUGGCAGUAACAUACCGGAACCAAGGACGAUGGAAGGAGGCUGAAGAUCUCCACGUGCAGGUGAUGGAGACCCGCAAGCAGGUGCUCGGGCCAGAGCAUCCUGAUACUCUGAGAAGUAUAGCCAACCUGGCAUCAAUAUACUGGAACCAAGGACGAUGGAAGGAGGCUGAAGAUCUCCACGUGCAGGUGAUGGAGACCCGCAAGCAGGUGCUCGGGCCAGAGCAUCCUGACACUCUGAGAAGCAUAGCCAACCUGGCAGUAACAUACUGGAACCAAGGACGAUGGAAGGAGGCUGAAGAUCUCCACGUGCAGGUGAUAGAGGCUAGCAGGCAGGUGCUCGGGCCAGAGCAUCCUGAUACUCUGACUAGCAUAGCCAUCCUAGCAUCAACGUACCAGAACCAAGGACGAUGGAAGGAGGCUGAAGAUCUCCACGUGCAGGUAAUAGAGACUAGCAGGCAGGUGCUCGGGCCAGAGCAUCCUGAUACUCUGAGAAGUAUAGCCAACCUGGCAUCAACAUACUGGAACCAAGGACGAUGGAAGGAGGCUGAAGAUCUCCACGUGCAGGUAAUAGAGACUAGCAGGCAGGUGCUCGGGCCAGAGCAUCCUGAUACUCUGAGAAGUAUAGCCAACCUGGCAUCAAUAUACUGGAACCAAGGACGAUGGAAGGAGGCUGAAGAUCUCCACGUGCAGGUGAUAGAGACCCGCAAGCAGGUGCUCGGGCCAGAGCAUCCCGACACUCUGUCCAGUAUGCACAAUACUGCUUAUACCUUGAGGUCAUUAGGUCAACUUGAACCUGCUUUACAUCUGAUGGCAGAAUGUGUCCGACUCCGCAGCCGAAUAUUAGGCCACGACCACCCGGAUACAAUAUCCUCAAUAUCUACUCUCAAUGACUGGGAUAGCACUGGUGGCGCAUCUACUGAAGUUCAAGUGGCGGAACAAACGAAUACCACUUCCACGGAACCCUCUGAGCGAGCUUCCACAACUGGUCGACCCCGUAGGCGAGCGGUCAUAUCUCGCCUAUUCUUCCGCAGAAAGUGA